Messenger RNA from Solanum verrucosum, 632 nucleotides. Its product is annotated as pectinesterase inhibitor 4-like. The transcript has a single exon. The record is from RefSeq and is a predicted model, not a curated record. Bases 13 to 606 code for a protein of 197 amino acids. NCBI's taxonomy places the organism in Eukaryota, Viridiplantae, Streptophyta, Magnoliopsida, Solanales, Solanaceae. Gene Ontology annotation, biological process: negative regulation of catalytic activity. Gene Ontology annotation, molecular function: enzyme inhibitor activity.
CAAGAACUAAUAAUGGCGUCUAGUUGCAAAAGCUUGAUUUUAUUGCAACUCUUUUCAAUUGUUCUAUUCUUCUCACAAACACAUCUUCUAGUCACAGCUGCCAAAGACUCUGGGCAAGCCAACACUAACUUCGUCAAAACCAAAUGCAAAAUCACCACAUACCCUUCACUCUGCCUCAAAACACUAAUUCCCUACGCGUCUUCUGUUAAUGCCAACUCCACAAAACUUUGCAAAGAAGCCCUUAACGUAGCCACAAAAGGUGCACGAGAUGCCUCUACCAUUGUCUUGAAUCUGAAAAAACAAAAGGGAAUUAAGCGAUACGAAGCCGCGGCUAUUAAGGACUGCAUAGAAGAUGUGAAGGAUGCAGUGUACGAACUGAAGCGAGCUGUUGAUGCAAUGGGACAUUUAGGUGAUAAAGAUAAGGCAUUUCAGUUGGCUAAUGCUAAAACGUAUGCAAGUGCUGCUAUAACAGACGCGGACUCGUGCACAGGUGGGUUAACUGACCAGGGUAAGGUAAAUCCAAAAGUGAUGGAUGCAAUAAAUAGAAGUAUGGCUGUUGUUAUUAAACUUAGCAGCAUUGCCUUGUCACUCAUUAACCAUAUUUAAUUUAUAUAUGAAUGAUGAAUAGUGAC